ACGAUGUGAAUACUCCACUUUUGGAAAAUUGCGAAACUUUUAAGUUAAGAAGUGACUUCAAGAGGGCUUCAACGCGAAGGUCCACUAAAGGUAGAAUUUUCAAAUCUUUAAAAAGCCGCAAGGCAAAAUAUGACAAUGCAAGUAGCAAAAUUAAUGAAUUCGAAAGUUCAGUUACCAAAUAUUCUUUAGAAGAUAAUAAUAAAUUUGUUAUCAUACAGGUUAGCAAGAAUAUGAUAUUUAACAGUGAAAAGAACUGCCAAAUAGAGAAAUUAUUUGGUAUGAGUUUAGAGACUCAUAUGGACGGAAAGACAUUAAUUGUUGCAAAUUUCUUAACAGAAGCUAAAGCAAUAUACAUUCCACGAGUCAAAACGGAUGAUGUUGAAAAUUUUCAAAGGCUGUACACUGUAAUCGGAGCAUGUCUAUACUAUUCUGGACACUUGUUAAGUUCACAUAUAUGUGAUGAGGACUUAGUAGAAAUUAAUGCGUAUUUAAAAUUUAACAGUAUAUUAAGGCUUAGCACUGAAAAGGAGUUGGACAAACUUGUUAUGUGGAAGGAAGUUUUUAUCAAAGAACAUAGAGGUCAGAAUAAAAACGACAGAAAUGAGAAUAAGCGAUAGGUGUAACAUCCCCAUCUCCAUUUUACGUGGAGGAAUGUGAAAGCUGUUUGGAACUGCUUUACGAAGUGGGACUGCAUAAAUAUUUGACU
This is a messenger RNA of Papilio xuthus (Asian swallowtail), 706 nucleotides long. Its product is annotated as protein inturned-like. The transcript is spliced from 5 exons. Lineage: Eukaryota; Metazoa; Arthropoda; Insecta; Lepidoptera; Papilionidae. Gene Ontology annotation, cellular component: cilium; cytoplasm. Bases 231 to 617 code for a protein of 128 amino acids. Gene Ontology annotation, biological process: establishment of planar polarity; nervous system development; cilium assembly. The record is from RefSeq and is a predicted model, not a curated record.